Molecule: messenger RNA, 1059 nt
Organism: Dermacentor silvarum
Lineage: Eukaryota; Metazoa; Arthropoda; Arachnida; Ixodida; Ixodidae
Exons: 3
Coding region: 1-1059 (352 amino acids)
Source: RefSeq, a predicted model, not a curated record
AUGCUGGAAAAGGAGUUCUGCACGACGCCCACUAUUCACGAGUACGAGUUCGCCCACUACCGGCACCAGCACCGCCUCCACGGCGCCGCCGACGAGGACAGCUCCUCGGCCGAGCCGAAGCCCGGCCCGCAGCUGGUGGACCUGCGCGGACGAGCCGGUGCCCUGCCAUUGGGACUCGUACCACCGCCGCCUUGUGGGACCGAGCAGCAGCUAUACAGCCCCGUUUCGGCGCUCCACGUUUCCCAGGAUCAGAGAGGACGCUCCCACCAGGCUUCGUUCGCCACCGAAGGCAAGGCCUCGGCUGCGACAGGCCAGGAUCGUCGCACGCCCCGGGACUCCGAAGAACCGCCGGACUCCGCCUUCAGAGCGCCUGGACCGGCUGGCCGCAUCAGUCCCUCGGGCGUGGUCAUCGAGCCGUACUACCUGGGCGACUCGGUGACGCAGAUCUCGCCGACGACGUACUCCUUCUCCCGGAGGAGGCGGGCAGUCUCGAGCGGGCCGCUGAGCGAAGCGGACCUGACUGCAGUGGCAAGGAGAUCGUCGUCGACCACCACGUUCAGCGAGGAGGACUUUCAGAUUAGCUACCACAAGGUACUGGACAGUUCGGCAACCUCCUGGCUGGGCGAAGGCGAAGACGACGACGUGUUCGGCAGCACGCGGUCCCGGUACAGGCAGCGGCGCGACGCAGACAGCGUCCCGUCGGUGGAGCUGCCCUCGAUCCGGGCGACCCACAAGACCAAGUCGGAGCAACUCGCCUCGCGAGGCAGCGGCGUCGAGGACGUGGCCGUCCAGCGACCGCGCAGCGAGGACCUCUCGGUGCACAUCCGCGAGACCCCGCGGACCACCCUGGGCGGCCACCCCGAGGCGUCCAUCGUAGGCGGCGCCCUGGGGCGCAUGUACCAGCCGUCCAGGAUCGACUCGGACAGGCGCGCCAUUAAGACGCGCGUCGGCUUCGGGUCGUCUCCUGCAGGUGCGUUGUUGGGCGGCGGCUCAUCCGAUGCAAUAUUCGCGGCGGGCACUGACGUAGAACGUUGCAGGGUUUGGGUACGGUCUAGUUAG